Molecule: messenger RNA, 1425 nt
Organism: Wasmannia auropunctata (little fire ant)
Lineage: Eukaryota; Metazoa; Arthropoda; Insecta; Hymenoptera; Formicidae
Gene: 140up
Product: RPII140-upstream gene protein
Exons: 5
Coding region: 330-1112 (260 amino acids)
Cellular component (GO): mitochondrion
Source: RefSeq, a predicted model, not a curated record
UAAGCCGUAAGAAUUGACCAUUCACAGUCAAAUGUAAGAAGAGCAUUCGAUUGUGACUAGUCAGUUUUUAUGGCUUACGGCUUACGACCAGACAUACGACGUAUUCUAGAACGAGCCUUAGUACAAACUAAUUAAAAUAUACAUUUUUUCGGAUUGUCUGUGACAUUUAACUAAAUUUCUAUGAAAUAUUUAUUAAUAUCUACUUAUACAUAUGUUGCUUUGUACAGUUUUAUUCUAUAUAAUUAGAAUACAUACUGAUUUCAGUUGACAGAAGAUUUAUUAUCGUAUAUACAUAAUUAGCUAUAUUCAAGUUAUUCAAUAUAUUGAAGAUGAUACGUUUAUUAACCAGAGGCCCACUGUUAAUGACCACAUUUCCAUUUCAAAAGGAUUCUAAUCAAUACGAUAAACCUGUGAAUGAAAUAAUAAAACCAUUGGAUGAUGAAUUGGGUUGGGACAGAGUAAAAAAUAUUUUUUCUUUGGAUGAAAAUAACAGGUUUACAAAAGAAUUGCAAUCUAUUAUAAAUAUAACGCUAUCAGGUGCUACAAUUGGCCUAGCUCUAGGUGGCAUGAGUGGAACUAAAACUACAGUAGAUAAUUUUAUCACGAAUAAUGAGGCAACACGAUUCAUAAGUCAUUUCGAUGCAAAACGAAAUCUUCAACAGUCGAUUAUUGUAAGUUUUUUAAAGAAGGGCUCGAGAUUGGGAGCAAAACUUGGGACAUUUUGUUUUAUCUUUAGUUCUAUAACAACGUGUACAACGGCAUAUCGUGGGAGGAUAGCAAUAGAAAAUUAUAUGUUGGGUGGUUCCAUAACAGGAUUGUUAUUUAAGAUAAAUAUGGGGCUUCGAGCGAUGCUUGUUGGUACCGGACUUGGUGGUGCAUUAGGUGGAGUAUGUGGUGGUAUAUCACUUCUUAUUCUUAAGUUAUCAGGAAUAACUGUAGACGAAGUAUUAAACGCACAACAACAGUGGAUGGAAUCGAGGUAUAAGGCGCGUGAAAAAAUAAAAGAAUCUAUGACAACUGAAUUACCAGAAAUAAAACAAUUAUACCAAGAAAAUAGAAAAAUAUGGAAUAUUCAACAAAAAAAAGAUAAUGAAAACCAAAUAGAUCCAUAAUUAUAUAAAUAAAUCUUAUACAUAGAAAGACAUCUGUGAAUUUUAAAUUUUUAUUAUCCAUUUGUCAUUAAGUUUGUCCUAAAGUUUUGCAAAAUGCGAAAUAAUCGAAAAAUAUUUUCUAACAAAUACAUGAACAUGUAUGAAUUUUACAUGUAAUUUAUCACAGUAAGUGCAAAGUUUUUGAUAAAUCUUUUAUAUAUUAUAUAAUAUAUGUGUGUAUAUAAAUUGACAUAGAGAGAUCAAACAAAAUAAAUAAUUAUGUACUUUGAGCAUAUAUUUACAGAAUAGGCCAAAAUAAAUGUUUAAUAUCUUU